Molecule: messenger RNA, 2582 nt
Organism: Habropoda laboriosa
Lineage: Eukaryota; Metazoa; Arthropoda; Insecta; Hymenoptera; Apidae
Product: ATP-binding cassette sub-family G member 1-like
Exons: 12
Coding region: 311-2191 (626 amino acids)
Cellular component (GO): plasma membrane
Molecular function (GO): ABC-type transporter activity; ATP binding; ATP hydrolysis activity
Source: RefSeq, a predicted model, not a curated record
AGUAGCGGCGUUAAGAAUAGGGAGCUGCUCCGUAAAGCUACUUGAACGUCAGUCUUCGACCGCGAUCUACCGUGUGCUGAGCUUUCAGCUCUUCCUAUGUGCUGUGUUUUCUCAAUUACUCGUGACUGAUAGUAUCUGCUCGACGACUACUCGCCGUACUAUACUCGGUUUACUUGGACCGUGUGAUUCCGAGAGAAAAGAAAUCUAUCGCCGCUGUUACAUACAUGAUUAAUGGUUUGUAUACGUCCUUGAGAAUUCACCGGGAACUAAAGAUAAAAAAUCUGGUUGCAACGGCCUCUGCAGAUCGACCAUGUCCGGAAGAUCGGAGUUCAAGGCAGAGGAGAAGAACGAUGGAACGCACGAUGCCCCUGUAUCGUUAUCGCAUCUUAAAAAGAUGGCCCCCAUUGACAUCGAAUUCAACGACUUGACCUAUAAGAUACCUUAUGGUAAAAAAGGUUCAAAAGUAAUAUUGAGGGGGAUUUGUGGACAAUUCAAGUCUGGAGAAUUAACCGGGAUACUGGGUCCCUCAGGUGCCGGAAAGUCCACCUUGUUAAACGUCCUCGCGGGAUACAAGACAACCGGCUGCAGCGUUGCAGGACACAUAAAUAUCAAUGGAAAGCCGCGGAAAGAUUUCAAAAAAAUGACCUGCUACAUUAUGCAAGCAGAUCUUCUUCAACCGUGGCUCACGGUAUUCGAAGCGAUGCAUUUUGAGGGCUUGGAAUAUUCAAACUGCAUCGUGUCUCACUUUACGCAUUCUAGUCGCAUAGAAGAAAUUCUGAAUGUUUUACGGUUAAACCGUGCAAAGAACACCACCACCGAACGCCUAUCCGGCGGUGAGAAGAAAAGACUUUCGAUCGCUUUGGAACUGGUGAACAAUCCACCGGUUAUAUUCCUCGACGAACCAACUACAGGAUUAGACGAGAUAUCAGCCUCGCAAUGUGUCGAACUUUUGAAACAAUUGGCGCAAUUAGGAAGAACCGUGAUCUGUUCCCUUCAUACUCCAAGUGCGAGCAUCUUCGGGAAAUUCGAUCAUAUUUACGUAUUAUCCAGCGGACAAUGUGUCUACAGAAGCACCGUGAAUAACUUGAUAGACUUUGUCCGACAAGUUGGCAUCGACUGUCCGAAACAUUACAAUCCUGCUGAUUUCGUGAUAGAAGUAUCUGCGGGCGAAUACGGUUCCGAAUGGAUAAGUCGAAUGAUAAAUUCCGUGUCCACGGAAUUUCCUAUCGUUCCCAUUUCUCAACCAACGAGCAUCGAGUUUCAGCUUGCGGAGAAGAUGUCGAAAUUAUCCUGGACCGACCAAUUCGUCGCUCUGUCGAAACGAAUGUUGCUGCAGUUGUACAGAAAUAAGAAUCACGUAUACCUAAAAAUAGGCUUACACGUAUUUCUCGGCUUCAUCAUCGGGGGCUUGUUUUUAAACGUCGGAAAUGACGGAUCGAAAACUCUCUUCAACUUUGGUUUCUGCUUCGCCUGUUUGAUAGUUUUCCUCUACGUGCCUAUGUUGCCGGUCUUGAUGAACUUUCCCUCGGAAGUGCAGCUGGUUAAACGAGAAUAUUUCAACAGGUGGUACGAUUUGAGUCCCUAUUAUUGUGCUUUCUCCGUAGUCAAUAUACCUGUCCAGAUACUGGUAUCGUCGAUUUACCUUUUCAUCGUAUAUUCGAUCACAGACCAACCGUUGGAAUUCUUCAGAUGUGCAAUGUUUUUCAGUACUUGCUUGAUGUGCGUGCUCAUAGCAGAAAGCAUGGCUUUGGCUAUAGCCAGCAUAUUGAAUAUCGUGAAUGGUACAUUCGUCGGGCCCGCAAUUUCCGUUCCCCUAAUGCUAGUCGCUGUGCAAGGAUUAGGUGAAUCGGAAACGCUACCUAUUUAUCGCAGGCUGAUAAUGUAUCUGAGCUACAUUCGGUACGGUUUGGAGAACCUUAUAACUGCACUGUACGGUUUCAACAGGGAAAAUUUGUACUGUCCGCCCACGGAAAUAUUCUGCGAAUUCAGGGCACCCCGGCAAAUUUUACACACGAUGCAAAUGGAACAUGUGGUUUUCUGGCUGGACUUCCUUGCCUUGACCAUCAUCCUUGUCCUCAUGAAGGUUCUCACUUUUUAUUUAUUGAGGCAGCGACUUAAACCGAACAAAACAUUCCAGGCGCUUCAUCUCAUCGGGACGUUGGUGAAGAGUCACUUUAACAUGGACAAUUGAAACAUAGUCUUGGGUUGUGAAAGAGAACAGAGUAGAAAAUAAUUAUGUAUCUCGAAAAGGUAAUCGAUCUUUUACGACUAUAUUUCCAAUGCGAUAUAAACGGCCAAAUAAUUCGAUCGAAAUGGGAAAUUCGAUCGUUUAAGAGGACUUGGCUUUCUAAAAAAAAAAACAUUUAUCUUCGAUAAUUCACAUGGUACCGAUGUGUAAUGGUACAAAUUUUUAUAUUUCACUUACGUAUACGGACGAUCCAACGAAACUCUUCUUUCAGUUAUUCCUAUGGUAACGUAGGCUCUACAGCGAUCUGAAAAAAUUCCAAGCAUUAGUACACGUAUUAUAAUAGCGAAAGAUAUGCUCAUUGUACGAAAUUUUGUCCAUAUAUAUUUCAAAUUAA